Hyposmocoma kahamanoa is the source of this 811-nucleotide messenger RNA. Its product is annotated as xylulose kinase-like. Gene Ontology annotation, biological process: xylulose metabolic process. Gene Ontology annotation, molecular function: D-xylulokinase activity. The coding region runs from base 1 to 483 and encodes 160 amino acids. Gene Ontology annotation, cellular component: cytosol. The record is from RefSeq and is a predicted model, not a curated record. NCBI's taxonomy places the organism in Eukaryota, Metazoa, Arthropoda, Insecta, Lepidoptera, Cosmopterigidae. The transcript has 4 exons.
AUGAUUCCGCGCGAGAUGCCUCGCAUCUACUUCGACACGGCGGAGAUAGUCCCCCGUUGCGCACCGGGCCGCUGGGUGUUCGACGCGGCGGGUCGACCUGUAGAGAAACCUGCGCCUCAAUUUGAAGCACGAGCCUUACUUGAAGGACAAGCCAUUGCCAGGAGAGUGCAUGCUGAAGACAUGGGGUUCAAAUUAGACUCGUCGUCCCGCGUGAUCGCGACGGGCGGCGCCUCCGUCAACAAGGAGCUUCUGCAGAUAUUUGCAGAUGUCUUCAACACCCCCGUUUACGUACAAGAGCAACACGCGAACGCAGCACUCUUCGGCGCAGCGAUGCGUGCCGCGCAGGUGUGCAGCUCGGCGGAGACGAGUCCGCAGCUGGCCGUGGCGCCCCUCGCCACCCCCUACCCCGACGACGAGCGGAUCUACACGCCCGUGCUGGCCAGGUACCGCGACAUCAUCCACAACAUACCCAAGUUACUGUGAACGGUUAUACAAUAGUCGGCGGGUACGGAGGUCACCACACUUAUUAACGCUGAAUUUACUUGAAAACCUCACGGUGUACUGUGCCAUACUGAAGCCUAUUUUCUUUUUAUCCUAUCGAUGGCAUAGACUUAAGCGCUGGUCACACCGCAAACGAAGCGAAGCUAACUUAGCUUAGCUCACGUAUUUGCUUGCAACCAACUAUGCCAGCUAAGCUAACUUAGCUUAGCCUUCAAAAGAACGUCCUUCAGAAUCAGGAGAGGAUCCUUGUUACUAACCUCCUGUCAGACCAACUGCUUUCCUGUACCAUUCAAACCUUUCCUUUAUUUUU